Messenger RNA from Klebsormidium nitens, 756 nucleotides. The record is from the annotation of a GenBank genome assembly. NCBI's taxonomy places the organism in Eukaryota, Viridiplantae, Streptophyta, Klebsormidiophyceae, Klebsormidiales, Klebsormidiaceae.
AUGGCUGCCAACUGCAGCUGCGAAAAUGCACCAUUCGCCAAUGAUGACGUGGGCCCCGAUGGUAUGGGCCCGCGCACUGUGCUGACGAUGCUCGCAUUCGCGUCCCCUGUCACAUACAUUCUCGCCUGGUUCCUGUUUCAGGCGUCCCGCCAGAAGGCGGACCAAGCCACGAUCCUGGACCAUGACGACGUGUACAGCAACCUGUGCUGGUACUUCUUUGAGCAGCGCCUUGGCGACGGUCCCCCAGGCUCAUUUCUGCAGUGGGAUAAUGACCGCCCGAAGCCCUGGGGGAGCAAAGCGGCCUUCAAGGACAAGCCCAGAAGCCUGGACGAAAAACCCAUAUUGUAUGAGGAGCCCUGGAGCUCCUCGCAGAUAGAAGAAGUGAGAGAAGCUGCAAAGAACAGCGUCGUAACCGCCGUUGAGAAGAUUGCCAGCGCAGCAGAUUAUAAUGCCCAGUACGGGGGGAUCCUAGUGGUCGCUAACAUAGUGACGUGGUUGGGCAUGGGGAUAGGCUAUGCAUCUGACUCCGCGCGAGACUCAAUGAUUGGGCUCGCGGUCAGCAUUUAUGUGGCGGCCCUUGCGGCAGGCUGGCUGGGCCUGCUUGAGUUCGUGAACGGUGUCAACCUUGCAUCGCAAGCGACGAACACCCUUACGGCCCUUAAGCUAGGGGCGACGUCCUGGGAGGAGUGCACGCGGAUCGAUGAGCGGGCAGGCAACGGUUCGGAGGCAAGCGGGGAGGUUUAUUUGGUUCCAUGA